GCGUUGCCACUCUGGGCAGCUGUCAGACUCAGGAGCCGCUCACCCAAACGGCGAAAACACUGGCUGGCUCACCUAGCAAGACAUAUGAGUCUCCUAUAUGUCCAAGCAGGGAUGGUCUUAUAAGUAACAGAGUCUUGCUUUUCUCCAGAGAGCUGACAUUCCCCAGCCCAUCGUCACCAUGGAGACCCCGAACAACUAUGUGCUGAUCCAUGGGAAGAACAUAUCCCAUAAUACCAUUGUGGGCUCCGCUGCUGGGGCCCACAUGUCCAUCGACAAACUGUUCCCAGCUCUCCUUGAGUGCUUUGGUAUCAUAUUGUGUGGCUACAUAGCCGGCAGGGCAGAUAUCAUCACAGAGAGCCAGGCGAAGGGUUUGGGGAACUUUGUGUCUAAGUUUGCUCUUCCAGCUCUGCUCUUUAAAAACAUGGUGUUGCUGGACUUUGGAGACGUCAUCUGGGCGUUUCUCUGGAGCGUCCUGGUUGCUAAGGUGACAGUGUUUGUGCUCGUAUGUGUGUUGACACUGAUGGUGGCCAGUCCAGACAGCAGGUACAGCAAGGCGGGUCUGUAUGCAAUCUUUGCUACGCAGAGCAAUGACUUUGCCUUGGGAUACCCCAUAGUUGAUGCUUUGUAUCGGAGCACAUAUCCAGAAUACCUCCAGUACAUCUAUCUAGUUGCCCCGGUCUCCCUCAUGCUCCUCAAUCCCAUUGGCUUCGCUCUUUGUGAGGUGCAGAAGUGGAGGCAGGCCAGCCAUGUUCAGCACAGCACUCUUGGCAUCCUGGGAGUUGUAGUCUUACAGGUGUUGAAGAACCCAAUAGUGUUUAUGGUGAUAGUGGGAAUCGUCUCCCAUUUUGCCUUGGGCCAGCGUAUCCCCGCUGUGUUGUCGGAGUUCAUAGACGGCCUGGCCAACUCCUUUGGAGGCGCAGCCUUGUUUUACCUUGGCCUCUCUAUGGUCGGCCAACUUAGAAAACUAACCAGAGACACUGGAGUUGCCUUGAUACUUCUCAUCACAGCCAAGCUCCUGGUGAUGCCCCUGGUCUGUAAAGACAUGGUGGAUAUUCUUGACGUAGGAGUCAACAGCACGAGUGCCAACCACACCAGUUUGUCCAACUUUGCUUUCCUAUAUGGAGUCUUCCCCACCGCACCUAGCGUGGCCAUCUAUGCUGCACACUACAACGUGGAGUUAGAGGUGGUAACAUCAGGGAUGGUUAUCAGUACGUUUCUGUCUGCACCGAUCAUGUACGUGUCGGCCUGGUUAUUAACAAUCCCGCUAAUGGACCCGACCCCGCUGGUGACGGAGCUUGAAAACGUUAGCUUCAACAUCAGCAUUGUCAGUCUUCUAGCACUGGUCUGGACCAUCGCUGUGAUGUUGCUCAGCAGGAAAUUUAACAGACUUCCUCACCUCUUUGCCUUAAACCUUUUCCUGGCUCAGUUCUUGGUGUGUGUCAGUAUGAUCCUGUGGAACUUCCUUGUGAAACAAGAGGAUAAUCUGCUCGGCAAAAUUCUCACCUUCACACUGCUCUACGGGUCUCUGUACAGCACCUACAUUUGGACAGGCUUAAUCCCUCUGUGUCUGGCUCUGACUAACAGAGAUGAUCUGCUGAGACUCCGACCAGGAGUGUUCAUGAUUCUGGGUUGGGGGGUGCCCUUCCUCAUGGUCGGAAGUCUUCUCAUAUCAGGAGAGAGGACUGAAACCAUGGACUCUGCCUUCUUCUAUGGCAGAGCUCAGAUAAUCAGCACAGCAGUGGUGCUUGCAGUCAGUCUGGUGCUUGGUGCAAUAUCUCUGAUGGGUCUCAGCCAGGGAGACAGGGAGCAGAGCGGCUACCAGGCCCUGAGCAGAGCUGCAGUAACAGGCAUCAACGAUGAGCUGAGGACCCCUGGUGGCUUGGAGGAUCCACAACAACCACAACAACAGACACCCACUGCAAAUUCACCUGCCUGCAGCAUCAAUUCAGACCUCCACAGUUUCUCUCCUGUCCAGACCAUACCUGACAUGAUAGCCAGCACACAAAGGGAGCACACAAACAGCACAGGCGACAGUGGGGCGCUGUGUGACGGGCAGCACCAGAGUUCUUCCUCCUCAGAGCAACCGCUAAACCUGCCGCCACCUGGGCUCCAACCCACCGACGAUAAACAGACGGUCAGACACGUCCUGCUCUGUCUGCUGCUCAGUGUCAGCCUGCUAGCGAACCUGUCCAGCUGUCUGUGGUGGUUGUUUAACAAAGAUCCAGGAAGACUUUACCUCGAACUACAGUUCUUCUGUGCCGUGGCAAACUAUGGACAGGGUUUCCUGUCCUUUGGGAUCUUUGGUCUGGACAGACACCUCAUCAUCUUGCCUUUCAAGAAAAGGUUGCUCGGCCUGUGGCACGGCAGGGACAGUGAGGAUCUGAGUCCCUCAAGUGUACCAGAGGAGGUCAGACUCACCUGCACCCAGUUUGUCCGCUACCACAAAGAUCAGUGUGUACAAGACAUAGUACACACACGCAGGUUUGGUGGAGGAGGAGGAGGACUAGAGGAGGAGAGUGGGGUCUUGAGACAUACCCCCUCCCCUCAGCCCCAGUACCUACACAUGCAUCAGGAUCUUCAGGAGCAACUAAACCAGGAGCCACAGAAUCUGCACCAGAUUCACCAAACCCACGAUCCAUCUGAACCCUGUAGCCAAUGUUCUCUUCCACCCCGACCACAGCUGGACCCCGAGACUGAACACCAAGCUCAUAUUUCCAACUCUGAUAUCCCAGAGGAGCAGAUUUCCCAGCACCGGUCCAACCAAGCUCAUGACCCAGUUGAUCCUCAACACCUACACCAGCAUGGUCCUGCUUCGUUCCCAUCCCAUCUUGAAAGUGCGUUUCGGGGCAGUGACUUGGUGGACUGGCUGGUUGAGCGGGGUCUGUGUGCUGGGAGAACCGAGGCCAAGUUGUACGGCGUUCGACUUCAGCAGGGAGGAGUGUUGGAUCAUUUGACAGGUCGGCACAGCUUCAGGGACGAAGUUACGCUGCUGUACCACUUCCCACAGGAGAGAGGGGAGGGAUGGUGCCAGAACGUGUGACAGGAAGUGAGUGGAAAUCAGAUGGAGAAGAAGAGGAGAAAGAUGAAACAGGGAAUGACGGAGAGGUGGAGGAAAAAACGGGCUUGGGGGUACGAAGCAGCAACUACCAUGGAUGAGUGGUAGUUGCAUAAAUACUGGCUUUGGAAAUGAGACAGACCCACAUCUUCUCUGAAGAACUUUCCUUGUGAUAGUAUAAUGUGUGUGAUGGUGGCAAUUGUGAUUCAUUUGCUCCGUAAAGAUGAUAUUAACUGGUACAUUUCAUAGCAUGUUUGCCUUGAUUGGCAGUUGUCUUAAGCUCCUCGUGGUGGUUGCUGCUUGCUUGUCCCCUCAGGCUUCACCCUGUGGUCGAAUAAUGAACAUUUCUAGCUCUGACUACUGAAAGACUUGGAAGUCCCCUUCAUAAAUUUACAGCUGAAAAGACACAUAGCACAAAUAUAACAUGAGACAAGGAAACUGAAAGAAGGCGAAACAAGCACUCCCUGCCAGUACUUCACCCCUCCUGGCUCUGGACCAAGCCUUUCUAACUCUCUUUUGUUUCAGUUUUUUUGCUGCUCUGAACUCAGCUGGCUUUGAUUAUUGCAUUUUGAUUUGAGUUGCCCUGAGAUGUGACCAGGAUCAAAUCGCUGUCAAAGAAGUGACAGAAAAGUCAUUUUUUUAUCUAGAUUUCUGGGAGCCAAUGAAUAUUUUCAGAGUGUGAAAUAAGUUGUUUUUGGUUUUGUUUUGUUUUGUUUUUUUAAAAAGGACAAGUUGCCAUUCACCAGCCUGUCAUCCUCAUAUAUUGUGUUAUUUUUUGUGCCAGUGGUGAGAAAACAACAAGAGCAGACCAGUAAACUGAUGGUACUGAAGGUCUGCUCUUAGCCAAUGAGCUGCCAGGCUGCUCUCACCUGCUCGCUCUGUUAUAUGUUGCCAUGUUUUCUCUCAGAUAGGAAAUCAUCCUGAACCUGCCUGUUACUUCAGUAUUUGAUAUUUUGCACGCUGUGUCUUUUAACCACUGGUCUACUCUGACUACUUGCAUGACUGAGAGCAGCACAGACUUCUGCUCGGCACUGAAACUCUUGCACUGACUGAAUAACAACAUUCAUCACGUUUUUAAAUUAUGCAACUCACUGGAUGUUUGUCUUCUGAUGAUGCUGCAAAAGAUGAGUUUUAUCUUUGCGUUAUUUAAUUGUGUCGUCGCUGUCGAUGUGAAACAUUUGUUUGGGAGCGAUUGUGGUCAUGUAAAUGGAUUCAUUCAGGCAGGGUGGAGAAUUAGCACAGAUGCCUUUUCAGCCAAAUGUGGCACAAGCUUGAUCUGAGGAUUCAGCCGAGGCCGAACCUGAAGAACUCAAGUUGUUUCGUUGCCACUAAGUUGAACCUGCAGGAUGUGAGAUUAAGUUUCUGAAACCUCAAGAAGAUGAGCCCUUUAUCUACGGUGUCUCUAUGAACCUGAACGUAGCUUACUGCAUAUUAUACACAAAACCACUACUGAACUGUUUACACUACAACUAUUUCUCUUCUGUUAAGUUGCUGUUGAUUUGUGAUACUAUGAAGUUUACAAUGUGUUGGCAGGGUUGUAGGAGAGCAGAGACAAAGAUCACACUAAUGUCAGUCUGAUGCUUUAAUGAAGAUAUUUUUGUUGCGUUGUCAGAUUUCCAAGAAACUCAAGUAUUCAUUGUUCUGUGAGCAAAAAUCCUAAUCAUUGUGUGACCCCUGACCUUUCAUCUAGAGCAUAACGUUCUGCUGGAUCCUUGUUCUUCCUCUGCAUGUGCAUACACUGUAUUUUACAUGCACCAUCUUUGUGUCUUCUGCCAACUGACAACUACAUUUAAGUUCAUGCAAUUCACAUCAGGUCCUUGUGUUUACUGAGUGGUUAGAGAUGAGUUUUUGCGAUAGAGUGCCUGCCUCAGCCAGUGUGAAGGUGUGUGUUUGUUUAUGUGUGUUUGUGUGCAUGACGAAAAAUGUUCCUGUGGGAUGUGUGUGUUGGGAAGUAUUGAGAGAAAACACGAGAGGUUUUAAUGUGAGGAUUAACUGUGUGUUGUAACUGUGGAUGUUUUUGAAUCAAGUGUGUUGCUGUCAAUCCGAGUCAAUGACUGUGUGACCGUAAAGGCACAAAUAAACUGUUUGCAUCCAAAAAAA
Messenger RNA from Seriola aureovittata, 5155 nucleotides. It is a transcript of the gene gpr155b, whose product is annotated as G protein-coupled receptor 155b. Gene Ontology annotation, cellular component: membrane. NCBI's taxonomy places the organism in Eukaryota, Metazoa, Chordata, Actinopteri, Carangiformes, Carangidae. Gene Ontology annotation, molecular function: G protein-coupled receptor activity. The coding region runs from base 179 to 3040 and encodes 953 amino acids. The record is from RefSeq and is a predicted model, not a curated record. Gene Ontology annotation, biological process: transmembrane transport; intracellular signal transduction; G protein-coupled receptor signaling pathway. The transcript has 20 exons.